This is a messenger RNA of Lagenorhynchus albirostris (white-beaked dolphin), 1673 nucleotides long. RefSeq names its product origin recognition complex subunit 6 (gene ORC6). Gene Ontology annotation, cellular component: nuclear origin of replication recognition complex. Lineage: Eukaryota; Metazoa; Chordata; Mammalia; Artiodactyla; Delphinidae. Gene Ontology annotation, molecular function: DNA binding. Gene Ontology annotation, biological process: DNA replication; DNA replication initiation. The record is from RefSeq and is a predicted model, not a curated record. The transcript has 8 exons. The coding region runs from base 246 to 1112 and encodes 288 amino acids.
CAAUCUCUCCACAGUGUGUGGCGGGACAGUGCGGAGUAGGGGGAAAUCCCUCGGCUGCAGGAAGGAGACAGCAAGAGCCUAAGGCAGCGUUUGCGUCUGCCUAAAAGGGAGGAAUAAAAGGAGUGGGAGCUGCCGGAGCACAUUCACUUUCUGCCUUGGCGCGUGUACUCGCAGCGCGCACGCUCAAGAGGAAGACCAGGAUUGGUUUACGGGGUAGUCGCAACUUCUUGUCCCAACCAAUCCAGAUGCAGCGGGGGGGUGGGUCCCGGCCCUCACUGGCUGGCGAGACGUCCGCGCGCGGGUUUCGUCGCGUUGCAGCUGUUUGCGGGUGUAGUCUUUGUCCGCGCCAUGGAACCUGGUCUGAUCCGGCGUUUAGCCCCGCGCCUGGGCAUCGCCGAGCCGGAGGUGCUGAGUAUUGGGCAGACUUCUGGGAAAGAGUUUUAGUGAAUGUGUUGCUCAGGAAAGCAGAGGAGUACUUGCGACUGUCCCAUGUGAAGUGUAUUGGCCUAGCGGCACGAACCACAGAAACCAGCAAUGCAGUCAUGUGCCUGGACCUUGCAGCUUCCUACGUGAAGUUCCCCUUGGACAGGGAUUAUUUAAUUAAACUUUCUGGUUUGAACAAGAAGAUGUAUCAGAGUUGCCUUAAAUCUUUUGAGUGUUUACUGGGCCUGAACUCGAAUAUUGGAAUAAGAGACCUAGCUGUACAGUUUAGCUGUACAGAAGCAGUGAACAUGGCUUCAAAGAUACUGCAAAGCUAUGAGUCCAGUCUUCCACAAACACAGCAAGUGGAUCUUGACUUAUCCAGGCCGCUUUUCACCACUGCUGCACUACUUUCAGCAUGCAAGAUUCUAAAGCUAAAGGUGGACAAAAAUAAAAUGGCAGCCACAUCCGGUGUAAAAAAAGCCAUGUUUGAUCGACUCUGUAAACAGUUAGAGAAGAUUGGGCAGCAGAUCGACAAAAAUAGAUUCUCUGUUCUGAAGUCUGACAGGAAAAGCCAAAGAAAAGAGAAGGGCAAGAUCAUUUGCCUUCUCCUUAUCCUAGUAUUUGGUCAAUCAAGGAGAGCCGGGAGAUUCAGCUACUCCACCAUGGAAGAAAAAGAAGACAGUGGUUGAACCUUCAGCAACGGAAAUAGAGAAUGUAGUAGAGAUCCCACAUAAACCGCAAAAAGAUGAAGAUCUGACACAGGAUUAUGAACAGUGGAAAAGGAAAAUUUUGGAAAAUGCUGCCAAAGCACAAAAGGCUACAACAGAGUGAUUUCAGCUUCCGGACCACCUGUACUGCAAACCAGCGGUGCAUCUGCCACCUCAAGGAAGAUGUGAGGGCUUUGGAAAUUUGUUUGAACUUUUAUAACAAGGAUCCUAUCCUUAAUAGCAAAGAAACCAGCAUUGGGGCUGAGCAGGGUGGCUCUCACAUGGGCAGCAAAUUCGUUAGAUAAGCCACAGUGCCUGGUUGGCUCAGCCUUGGCUCCCCACAGGUCUGCUCUCUCCUACAAAAUGUCAUUGAAACCAUUUUGCUUUCUUGUUUUGUUUUAAGCAAAAGACAGUCUCCUGUCCUAUCCAGAAUAUGAAAUUCAAGCUGAAUGGAGUCUAAAGAUUUUAAGUUUUUGUGUUAAUCUCUUGGUUUGACUAAAUAUAUAGUACAACCUAAGUUAAUAAAUAUUAUUUUUAUAUGCA